CUUUGAUAUAGGUGCCUAGGAUGCCACUGUGUUGCUUUGGCACUGAUUGCUGAGAGUGAGUCAACCCGAUAACACGCGAUACCAUAUCGAUUCGUAGUAAAAGAUAAGACGAUAGUGAGUGCCGAAUAUUUCACCUAAUGUUAGUAUCGCGUAACCUUAAUUUUUUGGCACCACAAUGAGUGCGAUUAAACAGUAUUUCAAGGAAGAGGCAAAAGUGCAGAUGUUAGUGUUAGGCCAUCCCAAACCGUCGGACUUUUAUCUCAGUGUUUGGCAAACAACUCGGUCCGCGGUCCCACUUCUCAUUUGGCGGUCGUUCCUAUUUCUAGUGUCACUUGGAGUAGUUCUCGCGUCUCUAAUUCUGUAUGUAUUGGCGUCUAAAGCAGGAUAUUGGUUCAUUUACCUGACGCAUUGGGGUCUCACGAUAAACACAUUAGCCACUGGAUUUGCAGUUGCUGUCUCCGCGCGCUGCUAUCUCUAUGGACCAAUAAGCGGUGAUUUACUUUUACCAUGGUACGUGAAGAUCUACUGGGUGUUUUACAACUCGGCCAUUCCCCUUGCCUUCCUCAUCACCAUAUUUUACUGGACUGUACUCUAUGGAUUAGACGAAGAAGAGGAGUUUAACCAUGCACUAGAUGUCUUUGUUCACGGCGUGAACUCGCUGGUGAUGUUCGGGCUCCUCAUCAGUGCGUCCCAGCCCUCGCGGAUGUGGCACAUCUACCAACCACUACAAUUUGCCUUUCUCUACGUGAUCUUCAGCGCAAUUUAUUAUGCUGCUGGUGGAGUUGAUCCGAGCGGCAACAGAUGGAUUUACUCCGUAGUGGAUUGGUCAUCGCCAGGCAUGACGAUAGGCCUAGUAGCCUUGACAGGGCUCCUACUAGCAGUGCUUCACUUCGUGGUUAUGGGGCUGGCGGUCGCACGAAACGCGUUGGCUUCCAAGUUGUUUCACGACUCGGUUACAGUGCAUGGGGCGGAGGGGGUACCGCUAAGGCGACGGCCAAGUCAAUUGCAGACCUCAAAUGCAUAGAUCCGAUGUUGAUAGAAAUUCACAUAGUGGUAAAAAGUAGAGUGAUACUCGCAUGUAGAGAAUGAGGGCUCAUUUAGACGGCGAGAACUCGCGUGCGAGUUUCAUUACAUUGCGUUGUUUGAUCGGUCGGCUGAAUUGAUGUUACCUUAAUCGUCCGUAAGGUAACUAAAAUCGCAUGCGAGUUCGCACUCCGUCUAAAUGAGUCCUAAAUAGGUAAAGUCAACGAAAAAUUAGUUUCGUAUAUAUGCAGCGCUCGGUGGUCGGGAUGUUAUCGUGUAAACAGCUCUUUUGUAAUGAAUAUGAGAUGAAAAGGAACUUGACUAUCGGCGCGAUUCAGGAAAUGAAUUAGAUAUUCACUACAUAUGAAAUAGUAAAGAUAUGUGACGUUCCACGACAAAAUGAACCUUAUGGCGGCUGGCGCUUACGCUAUUAUUGACGCCGCUGACAAUAUUCAGCCGGGGCAAUGGUACCUUUUGCCGUGGAACGUCACGUCU
This is a messenger RNA of Cydia splendana, 1518 nucleotides long. Its product is annotated as protein rolling stone-like. The transcript has 4 exons. The record is from RefSeq and is a predicted model, not a curated record. NCBI's taxonomy places the organism in Eukaryota, Metazoa, Arthropoda, Insecta, Lepidoptera, Tortricidae. The coding region runs from base 176 to 1024 and encodes 282 amino acids. Gene Ontology annotation, cellular component: membrane.